This is a messenger RNA of Acanthosepion pharaonis, 1044 nucleotides long. NCBI's taxonomy places the organism in Eukaryota, Metazoa, Mollusca, Cephalopoda, Sepiida, Sepiidae. The record is from the annotation of a GenBank genome assembly.
AUGGCUUCUUCACUCGGGUUGACUUUCCAUCGUUGUCGAAUUAUGCAUUUAUUUCCACCAUUGCGCAGCCAAUGUGGUGGACAACGACAUGCGAACUUGGAUCCUCUCCGAACUAUUACACUGGCGAAAAAACACGUGAAAUUGUCUUCAAUGUCAUCCUAUGGUUCCAGUUUUUCUCCUCAACUAUUAACUUGUUCUUCUCUCGUGUCAUCCAUUCUUCCUUGCCGAUUUGCUACCAUAUAUCGUUCCAACAACAAACCACGUCCAGAAAGACCAAAGGCCCAGACGACAAUCGAUGAGGAAGAGAUAAAAAAGUUCUCUGCUUUGGCCAAUCUCUGGUGGGAUGAAACAGGAGAGUUUGAAGCUCUCCAUUCAAUGAAUUCUCUCCGAGUUCCUUUAAUUCGUGAUGCCUUAAAAGACAAAAUGGCUGUAACCGAAGAUUAUAAUCCAUUAAUGCCUCUUCAAGGAAUGAAAAUGAUAGAUAUUGGUAGUGGAGGUGGGAUAUUGUCUGAGCCACUGGCCAGAUUGGGUGCCACUGUGAUUGGCGUUGAUGCUUCAGAAGAUAAUAUCAAGACGGCCCAAGCACAUUUACGUCAAGACCCAAGCAUUGUGUGCCGAGUGAAGUAUAUUCACUCGACAGUUGAAGAUCUUGUAAUUACAGAGGAGAAUAAAUUUGAUGCUCUUGUUGCUUCAGAAGUCGUAGAACAUGUGGCUGAUGUCGAUGUAUUUGUUGAGUGUUGCUGCAAAUUAGUUAAGCCUGGUGGUUCUUUGUUCUUCACAACAAUCAAUAAAACCCCAAUGUCUUAUAUCCUUGGAGUGUUGAUGGCAGAAAGGGUAUUACGAUUGGUGGCUCCCGGCACCCAUGAUUGGAAGAAAUUCAUCUCUCCUCAAGACCUUAUGUUUCUGAUAGAAAAUAGUGGCUGUUCAAUCAGAUUGUUACAUGGCAUGAAGUACCAACCCCUCAGCAAAAAAUGGUGUUGGACAUCUGACACAAGCAUCAAUUACGCUCUCCAUGCCGUGAAGAAUAAAGAGCAAAAUCACUAG